This is a messenger RNA of Sabethes cyaneus, 1254 nucleotides long. RefSeq lists its product as uncharacterized. The record is from RefSeq and is a predicted model, not a curated record. Lineage: Eukaryota; Metazoa; Arthropoda; Insecta; Diptera; Culicidae. The transcript is spliced from 8 exons. The coding region runs from base 1 to 1254 and encodes 417 amino acids.
AUGUUCCCCCGGGUUUGGAAGCGGUACGUCGACGAUGUGUUUGCUUUGGUGAAGGAACGCUAUUUGCCACAAACGCUCAACCUACUGAACUCGAAACACGACUCGAUCAGAUUUACGGUUGAAAAAGAACAAGACGUUAAGAUUCGAUUUACGAUGCGGGCGGAUGGAAGCGAAAGCGAAUUUCCUGCCAGCAGUGCUCGUCGAAUGCAGUUGGCAGCUCGGUUCAAUGGCAACGCAGUUCUGAUUUCGUUUUCUUUGAAUUUUUUCCUUUCAGUGAUAGACGCUCUACGGGAUGUCCAAGUCACCGUGCCCCAGGCGGUCCGCAGAGGCGACAAUGCGAUGUUGUACUGCCACUAUGAUAUGGAUGGCGAGAAUCUGUACUCGGUCAAGUGGUACAAGGGCCGGCGGGAGUUCUAUCGCUACACGCCGAAGGAAAAUCCGGCGAUGAAAGUCUUCCCGGUAGCCGGAGUAAAGGUGAAGCAAACCGCCUCCAACGAGAGUCAACUGAUGCUGGUCGCCCUGAACAUGAUGUCGUCGGGCAAGUACAGCUGCGAGGUGUCAGCAGAUGCACCGUCCUUUCACACAAUGAUUGUCACGGGUGAUUUGGAAGUUUGCGAGGUCCCAAAGCACGUGCCGCUGGUUCACGGGAUUCGACCUCGCUAUCGAGUUGGUGACAUUGUCCGGGGCAAUUGCACUUCGGCGCACUCGAGACCCGCCGCCAACCUAACGUGGUACAUCAACGAGGUGCAGGCUAAUCCUUCGCACAUUCGCAUUCACAAGCCAUACAGAGACCACAAAACCGAUCUGGAAACAUCUGUCAUCGGGCUGCACUUCGUAGUGAGCAGCCACCACUUCCAGAAUGGAAAACUGAAGAUUCGUUGCUCCGCCCGAAUCCACGAGAUUUACAUGCAAUCUACGGAGAAAUCCAUCGACGAGGAACGGCCCCGAAUCAUCUCGGCAGCGUCCUCUUCGUCAUCGUCAUCGUCCACGUCCGGCAACAGCAACAGCAACAGCAUCAACCUGAUACAAAACAUCCCGUACGAUCAGUUCUCGCAGCUGGAUAAUGAGCUGGACCGGAAGGACUACAUGACACAUUUACAAGGCGACAUGUCAUCAUCGUCGGCCAGUGCGUCCAGGCUGACACGUUCAGCGCCAUCGAUCAGCUCAACCUGCUGGCGAUUCCUGGCGGAGGCAACCGGGCUGCUAAUAGUUUUUCACCAUUUGCUCAAAUUUGACACCAUUUCCAUAACAUGA